Messenger RNA from Lycium barbarum (goji berry), 5139 nucleotides. RefSeq names its product protein RNA-directed DNA methylation 3. Gene Ontology annotation, molecular function: mRNA binding; zinc ion binding. The coding region runs from base 73 to 4917 and encodes 1614 amino acids. The record is from RefSeq and is a predicted model, not a curated record. Gene Ontology annotation, cellular component: DSIF complex. Gene Ontology annotation, biological process: transcription elongation by RNA polymerase II; regulation of transcription by RNA polymerase II; regulation of DNA-templated transcription elongation. The transcript is spliced from 19 exons. NCBI's taxonomy places the organism in Eukaryota, Viridiplantae, Streptophyta, Magnoliopsida, Solanales, Solanaceae.
GGGGAAUAUCAAACGUGUCAUUUUCAUCGAUACACUCACACUCUCUCUGUGACAUGCUGUAGAGAACCAACAAUGGGUAGAAAAUCGGUGUUACCAAAAGGUAAAGAUAAAGUUACCGACGGUAAAUCCUCGUCGUCGGCAGGUAAAAGAAAACGUAACGACGAUUACGAUGAGGAUAAAACCGGUGGUCGCAAAAGAAAAGAUCGUAGCGUACUUCAGUUCGUUGAUGACGUGGCUUACGAUGUCGACGACGAUGAUGACGACGACGACGAUUUCAACUUUAGCGACGACUCUGAUUUCUUCGAUGAAGAUUUGCUUGAAGAGGAAUUUGGAAGUAAUGUUGAAAUCAAGAAUGAACCUGCGAGAACACCCCAACUCCCAGUGGUCAAAGAGGAGGAAAUGGAUGGAGAAGAGCUAGAGCAAAUGUUAAGGGAGCGUUAUAGACCAGGUUCUAGUUUUGUUUCCUAUGCAGAAGAUAAUGAUGAGAGGAAGAGACAAUUUGAGCAGGACACAAUUGUGCCUACUCUGAAGGAUCCAACUAUAUGGAAAGUUAAAUGCACGGUUGGAAGAGAAAAGCACUCAGCUUUCUGUCUUAUGCAGAAGUACAUAGACUUGCUUGCUCUAGGAACAAAGCUGCAAAUAAUUUCCGCUUUUGCACUUGAUCAUGUGAAGGGAGCUAUUUAUAUUGAGGCUGACAAACAAUUUGAUGUCUACGAGGCAUGUAAAGGACUUUGUAGUAUAUAUUCAAGUAGAGUGGCACCCGUUCCCAUGAAUGAAGUCGCUCAUUUGAUUGCCGUCCGGAAAAAGUCUAGUGGGAUUUCUGAGGGCAUGUGGGCACGUGUCAAAAGUGGAAUAUAUAAGGGCGAUCUGGCACAGGUUGUGGCAGUGAAUGAUGCACGGAAGAAAGUUACGGUGAAGCUGAUUCCAAGAAUAGACUUACAAGCCAUUGCCGACAAAUUUGGUGGAGGAGUUGCUGCCAAGAAGGGAGUUAUUCCAGCACCAAGACUAAUUAGCUCUACAGAGCUUGAAGACUUUCGGCCUCUCAUCCAAUACCGGAAGGAUCGGGAUACGAACCUAAUGUUUGAAAUUCUUGACGGAAAGAUGCUGAAGGAUGGUUAUUUAUACAAAAAAGUGGGGACUGAUUCAUUGAGCUAUUGGGGUGUAGUGCCUACUGAAGCUGAACUCCUAAAGUUUGAACCUUCUAGUAAUGAUGAACCCCAGGAUGUAGAGUGGCUUACCCAGCUUUACGGUAAUCGGAAGAAAAAGAAAAUCACAAAUGAUUUCAAGGUUGGUCAGAAAGGAGGUGAGAAAGGAGAGUGUUCUUCAAGCUCUAGCAUGGAAAACAAUUUUGAAGUGGAUGAUCUUGUAUUUUUUGGUAGGAAUGAUUUUGGCAUUAUUAUUGGCAAGGAGAAAGAUGAUAGCUUUAAGAUCAUGAAAUAUGGUUCAGAUAGACCUGUGGUAGUGAGCAUUCAACUGCGUGAGUUGAAGCGUGCAUCUUUUGAUAAGAAGCUAUUCACUGUGAAAGAUCAGCUAACUAAUGCCAUUUCAAUCGGUGAUGUGGUUAAAGUUUUGGAUGGUUCCUUGAAGGAUAGACAAGGAACUGUGAAGCAGAUCUACAAAGGUGUCGUCUUUCUAUAUGACCAAAGUGAACAGGAUAAUAAUGGUUAUCUCUGUGUCAAAGGUCAGAUUUGUGAAAGAAUUACAGGAAGUGGUGGUGUAUUGAAUGAAAAGGGAAGUGAGCCUGGUUCCUCAGGUUUUGCAGAUUUCUCAUCAUCCCCUAAAUCCCCUCUUUCGCCUGAGAAAUCUUGGAGAGUGAAGGAUGAUAACAACAGCUUCAAGCGCGAGGAUACAAAUGAAAUGUUUUCAGUUGGGCAGGCACUGAGAAUCCGAGUGGGGCCUCUGAAGGGAUAUCUUUGUCGUGUAAUAGCCAUACGACGUUCUGAUGUUACAGUAAAGCUUGAUUCCCAGCAAAAAAUUCUUACAGUCAAAUCCGAACAUCUUGCUGAAGUUCAAGGAAAUAGAUCUGUCAUGUCUCUUGGGGGCGAUGGUGAUGCGGCAAAACCUUUUGACCUGCUUGGAACACAGGAUGGUUCUCAAGAUUGGAUGGUUCAAGGGGCCACAGCCACUGAGGGUAGCACCGGAAAUGCAGGAGCAUCAUCCUCUGCUGAAAGGAGUUCUUGGCCUGCCUUUCCUUCUUCAAGCUUAUCGGUUCAGCUGGAUUCUGCUGAUGAUUCAAAAACUGGUAAUUCGAUAUGGGAGACUAAAGCAACUCAAACUCAGAAUACAUCAUGGGGUGCAUCUGGAGUCAGUGAAGGAACUGUUGCUGGCUCUGGGCAAGAUGAUGGUUGGGCGAAAGCUACUUCUACUGCUGGUGCCACUAGUGGUGCGUCCGAUGGCUGGGGCAAAAAGGUUGAAUCACAUCAAGAGAGCACCAAGAAGGUUAUGGAUAAUUCCUGGGGCAGAUCUGUGCAAAAACAAGGGAAUAAUGAUGAUUCUGGCAAAACCUCAUGGGGCAAGCAGGAUGGUGGAUCUUCUUGGGGUAAGCAGUCUGAUGCUAAUACAGAAUCUGACUGGAAAAAACAAGAUGGUGGAUCGGACAAGACAGAUAAAACCUCGUGGAGCCAGCAGGGUGCCGGAUCUUCUUGGAAUAAAAGUGAUGGUAGAUCGUCUUGGAGUAAGCAAGCGGGUGGAUCUUCUUGGGGUAAGCAAUCUGAUGCAAAUGCAGAAACUGGAUGGAAAAAGCAAGACGGUGGAUCAAAUAAGACAGAGAGCAAAACCUCUUGGAGUCAGCAGGAUGGUGGAUCUUCUUGGAAGAAGAGUGAAGGUGAAGGUGGAUCCUCCUGGGGUAAGCAAUCUGAUGCAAAGGCAGAGAAUAGCUGGAAAAAGCAAGAUGGUGGAUCUAGCUGGAGUAAGCCAGACAACAAAACCUCUUCUAGCCAGCAGGACUCUGGAUCCUCUUGGAAUAAAAACAAUGGUGGAUCUUCUUGGGGUAAGCAAUCUGAUGCAAAUGCGGAGACUGACGGGAAAAAACAAGAUGGUGGAUCUAGUUGGAGCAAGCCUGACGACAGCAAAACCUCUUGGAGCAAGCAGGAUGAUGGUUCUUCUUGGAACAAAAAGGAGGAUGUAUCAUUCACCAAGCAAGCUGGAGGUACUUCAUGGGACAAGGGAAGUGGUGGAUCUGCUUGGAUCAAGAAGGAAGCCGAAUCUGGUGGGGGCAAAAAGGAUGGUGGGUCUUCUUGGGGUAAACAAGCUGCAGGGGGAUCGUCUUGGAAAAGAGGUCAUGAUAAAAAUCUUGAUGAAGACACCGGUGUUCCAGUUAAUCAGUCUUCUGAUUCUCAGAGCGGUGGUGGUUGGAAUGCUUCCAAACGGUCAAAUGAUGGAUGGUCUUCUAGUUGGAAUAAAAAUUCUGCCACAAAGGAGGUAGGAGGUUCUAGUGGAAAUCAGUCUGAUUGGGACAAAAAAUCUGGUCAAGUGGGUGGAGCCGCUGGUUGGGACAACAAGAUCACUCAUAAAGAGUCAGAAGGAAACUCCUCUGCAUGGAAUAGCAAAUCUGCAGUCGAACAAGAUGGAAAUGGAAAAAAUCAAAAUGAUCCAUGGAGUGCCAAAAAGACUUCUGAUGGAGGUUCAUCUACAGGAUGGGGUCAAAGUAAUUCGUGGAAGAGUGGAACGAAUGAUGCAGUUGGACAAGAUUCUUGGAGCAGCAAAAGUAACUGGAAUUCUGGAAGUGACUUUGGUGGCAACAACCAGCAGUCUGAUUCUUACAGUGACAGGGGAAGAGGUGGUGGUUGGAGGGGAGGCCGUGGUGGAUCAGAUAGGGGUGAAUAUGGAGGUGGGGGUGGUUCAGAUCGUGGUGGCUUUGGAGGCAGGGGAGGUUUUCGAGGUAGAGGGGACAGAGGAGGUUCUAGAGGUAGAGGAUCAGAAGGAGGAGGCAGCAGCUGUUUCAAGUGUGGCGAGUCUGGACACUUUGCUAGGGACUGUGACCAGGGUGGAAGCGGCGGUGGUGGUGGCGGUAGAUAUUCUGGUGGUGGAGGUGGCGGCGGCGGUUGCUACAAGUGUGGGGAGGACGGUCACUUUGCCCGUGAAUGCCCCAGCAGUGGUGGAGGAGGUGGUGGCGGUGGCGGCAGCGGCGGCGGUUGCUACAAGUGUGGGGAGAACGGUCACUUUGCCCGUGAAUGCCCCAGCGGUGGCGGAGGCAGUAAGUUUUCUGCUGGUGGAGGUGGCGGCGGCGGUUGCUACAAGUGUGGGGAGGAUGGUCACUUUGCCCGUGAAUGCCCCAGCGGUGGCGGAGGCGGUAAGUCUUCUGGUGGUGGAGGUGGCGGCGGCGGUUGCUACAAGUGUGGGGAGGACGGUCACUUUGCCCGUGAAUGCCCCAGCGGUGGCGGAGGCGGUAAGUAUUCUGGUGGUGGAGGUGGCGGCGGCAGCAGUUGCUACAAGUGUGGGGAGGCGGGUCACUUUGCCCGUGAAUGCCCCAGCAGUGGCAUGGGAACUGGUUCAGGAAACGCAAGCACAGCUUGGACUGCAAACAAAUUCAACACUGAGGAUUGGAACAAAUCAAAAGAAACAAGUGACGGACCGAGUGAUACGUGGGGUAAAACAUCCAGCUCUUGGGGCAAAGGAAAUAGUUCUGGCAGCCAGGGAGGCACAGCUUGGACUGCAAACAAAUCCAACACUCAGGAUUGGAACAAAUCAAAAGAAACAAGUGACGGACCGAGUGAUGCGUGGGGUAAAACAACCAGCUCUUGGGGCAAAGGAAACAGUUCUGGCAGCCAGGGAGGUACAGCUUGGACUGCAAACAAAUCCAACACUGAGGAUGUGAACAAAUCAAAAGAAACAAGUGACGGACCGAGUGAUGCGUGGGGUAAAACAACCAGCUCUUGGGGCAAUGGAAACAGUUCUAGCAGCCAGGGAGGCUGGUGACAGCUUUGAAUGGUUAUUUUGCUAUGGAAGGUCGAUUGAGCUAUCCGUCUAAUUAUCUGGUUUUUAGUUUGUAAAAAGAACAAAGGACAGACUUUCUUGGGGAGCAUGAAUUGGGACUUUAGAUGCUAAGAUUUGUCGUAAGUUAUUACUCUUGAAUUGCAGAACAUAAACUAUUUGAAUGUUGGAUAUUUGUGCUUGCUUUAUUUUCACUUCGGAGACUGA